AUGGAACCGGCGAAUUCUACUAAAGAAAUUGCCAGCUGUGUUAAAGCUGCUGUUCGUGUUCGCCCAUUUACAAAUAAUGAACGUGAUGAUUUAUGUCAAACAUGUGUUGAUGUACAACGAACAUCAAAUGAAAUUAUUUUAGCUAAUAGUACAGCUUUUACAUUCGAUCAUGUAUUUUUACCAGAAACAAAUCAAGAAGAUCUUUAUCGAGAAUGUGUUUAUGAUAUGAUUGAAGGAUGUUUUCAAGGUUAUAGUGCAUCAAUACUUGCGUAUGGUCAAACUGGUUCAGGAAAAACUUUUACUAUGGGCAGUGGAAUUGAAUAUAUGGAUCCGUCUAAAGAAGGUAUUUUACCUCGUGCCAUUAUGCAUAUAUUUCAACGAUGUGCAAGUUAUGAACAAGAAGCUGAAUCAAAAGGAAUUAGUAUACCUAAAUGUGUAGUAUCAUGUCAAUUUAUUGAAAUUUAUAAUGAAAAUAUUUUUGAUUUAUUUAAUAAAGAAAAUAAUGAUUUUCGUGCACAAAAAAAUGUUGAUAAACAUGUAGUUUUUGAAAAUAGUAAUGGAGAAAUAGCCAUUACAAAUAUAACUACACGAUUCGUUACUACAUCACAUGAGACACUGAAUUGUUUACGCGAAGGUGCUCUUAGUCGAACAACAGCAGCAACACGUAUGAAUAGUGUAUCAAGUCGAUCACAUGCUAUAUUUACUGUAAAUUUACAAUUUGAACGUGUUGUUUCAUCAACAUCGAAUCCAAAUUUACGUGAACAAAUUCGUGCUAAAAUACAUUUUGUUGAUUUAGCUGGUUCAGAAAGUUUAAAACGAACUGGUGCAACUGGUCAACGUGCAAAAGAAGGAAUCAGUAUUAAUAGUGGUUUGCUUGUUCUUGGAAAUGUCAUAUCGAUUCUAGGUGAUCCAAUGAAAAAAGCAGCACAUGUACCAUAUCGUGAUUCAAAAUUAACACGUUUAUUACAAGAUUCAUUAGGUGGAAAUAGUCGAACAUUAAUGAUUGCGUGUAUUUCACCAGUUGAUCGAGAUUUUUCUGAAACAAAAAGUACAUUGAACUAUGCUCAACGUGCACGUAAUAUACGUAAUCGUGUUAAAGUUAAUCAAGAUAAACAUAGUAGACAAAUUAUACAAUUACAAAUGGAAAUUGAACGUCUACGUGCAUUAGUUGAUAAAAAUGAACAUAUAUCAUCAGGUGAAUUUGAUCAAGCAAGUAAUAGUGCAUUAAGUCAAGAACUUGAACGUAUACGUUCAUAUGUAUAUACAAUACAACGUUCGAUUAAUGAAACAAAUAUGGUAUCACAAACAUUAAAACAAGAUUUAGAAAUAGUUCGUGAUCAUCGACAAAUGAAUGAUAUGCUAUUCGAUUAUGAUAAUAUAUUAAAUCAAUGUUUAGUAAAAAGUGAUGAAAUUCAAUCUCGAUUAUCACGUAUGAAUGAUGUUAGUAAUGUACUUCGAAAGCGUAGUCCAAUAUCAAAUCGUCGAAAAAGUCGUCUAUCAACAAGAUCAUUUUCAGCCGAUCAACCAUUAUCAUCUCUUGAAUUUAAUCAAAAUGUAACGAAUUCAGAUGAUUUACAACCGUGCAUUGAAGAUAUACGUCAUGAAAUCGAUCGUCUUCGACGUGAAGAACAAUUACUUCGUGAAAAUGGUUCAGCAAAAUCAAAUCGUAUCGGUUUAAGUACUAUUCCAGGUUCUCCUCAAGAACCACAUGAAAUGUCAUCACAACGUAAAACAGAACCUAUCUAUUCACUAUCAACAAAUCCAUCAUCUGAUCUCAUGGAUAAUCGAUCAAAUAUGGCAACAAUCGAAGAACAAGAAAAUAUUAUGAAUAGUGACGAUGAAGAUGAACAACCACCAACACCUGCUGAUGAUGAUGUUCAAACUGAAUCUGAUGCACAAGAAGAAAAACUAGUAAUUAUUACUACGGAAAUCAAUGCAAAACAAAAAUGUCUUGAAAUGCUUGAAAAUGCACGUAAACGUAGUGAUGCUAUACGUCAACGAUAUGAAGAACGUAUAAAACUUUUGUCUGAACGUAUACAAAAUGCUGAAGAUGAAAAACAAGCAGCUGUUACAAAAUUAAAUACAGCUGCACGUGAUCAACAUAAUGUUGAAGAAUUAAAAAUAGCAAGACGUGAUUAUGAAGAAAAGAUUCGUCGAUUAGAAAUUGAAAAUAAUGAAUUAUCAGCCUUACGUGCACAGUAUGCUGUUUGUUUAAAAGAUGGAGAAUAUUAUAAAAAAGAAUUAGGUAAACAUACCAAUGAAUUAAAAGAUUUACGUAAAAUGAAAGUACAAUUAACACGUGAAUUACGUCAAGAAUUUCUUCGACAUAAACAAGCUGAAUUAGCUAAAGCAAAAGAAAUAGCUACACUUAAACGAACACAGAUGCAAAAAGAUAAUGAAAUUCGAACAUUACGUGCUAAACAUAAACAAAAAGAAAUGAUUCUUAAACGUAAACAAGAAGAAGUACAUUUAUUACGACGUCAAAUGCGUUCAACUCGAAUGCGUAAAACAACAAAGGAGAUGAGUGCACAUUUUGCUGCUAUUCAACAAGGCAUCACAAAUGCAAUUCGUCGUCGAAAACUUAUAUCAGGUAUUAAUCGUGAUAUGAGUACAUUAAUUGAAAAUCGUGAAUGUGUAAGUCGAAAACGUGAAAAAUAUUGUCAACGAUUAAGUAAUGCUAUUGUAACAAGUACAACAGUUAAACAACAAUCAGAAGAUCCAACAUGUACACCAUUACGUGAAUCAAUAACAAAAUUAGAAACUACAAUAGCAUAUCUUAAUUCAGAAAUAUCAUCAUGUCAGCAAGUAUUAAUGGCUUAUGAUGAUGAUCAAGAACAAACAAGUGAAUUAAUACAAGGACCUGAUCCACAAUUAAUUGUUGAUUGUGUUACUGAUAUUGAUGAACUUCGUUAUCUGCUAACAAAACUUAUCGAACAAACUAUUGAAAAAGGUUUUGAAGCAGAUGAAGCCAAUGAAUUGAUGUCUUAUGUUGAUUUAGUAGAGACGAUGCUUGUUAAAAAAGAUGAUACUAAACCAGUUGUAAAACGUCUUAAAAAAGCUACUACAAAUACUGGUCAAGAGGAUUCUAUGGAUACAACACCUAUUCCAGAUGAAUCACCAUCGUCAACAACAAUGAUACUUAGACAAAUAAAUAAUACGACAUAUUUGUCUAAUUAUCAAGCCGAACCUAUGUGUGCUGAUUAA
Molecule: messenger RNA, 3204 nt
Organism: Adineta steineri
Lineage: Eukaryota; Metazoa; Rotifera; Eurotatoria; Adinetida; Adinetidae
Source: the annotation of a GenBank genome assembly